Messenger RNA from Pyrus x bretschneideri (Chinese white pear), 705 nucleotides. RefSeq names its product 60S ribosomal protein L6, mitochondrial-like. Lineage: Eukaryota; Viridiplantae; Streptophyta; Magnoliopsida; Rosales; Rosaceae. Gene Ontology annotation, molecular function: structural constituent of ribosome; rRNA binding. The record is from RefSeq and is a predicted model, not a curated record. Gene Ontology annotation, biological process: translation. The coding region runs from base 154 to 462 and encodes 102 amino acids. Gene Ontology annotation, cellular component: ribosome. The transcript has 2 exons.
CCAACUUUCGAUUUUACACUCAAGUCUCCUUGGGUCUCUCAAAGCUGUCUCCUCCUCCUCUGAACCCAUUAAAACUUCAGCCUUCCGCCGACGCCGACGACGACGACUGCCGCACUCUAAGGGGUUCAGCAGCUAAUAGGAGCAUCUAUUCAAAUGGAAGCCAAAUUUUUUCGAUUUCUUAAGAUUGUGGGUGUGGGUUACAAGGCCCGAGCGGAAGCCGAAGGACGCAUGUUGUAUCUGAAAUUGGGUUACAGUCAUGAGGUUGAAUUGACCGUUCCUCCUGCUGUUCGGGUUUUCUGCUUCAAGAACAAUGUAGUUUGCUGCACCGGAAUUGAUAAAGAUAGGGUGCACCAGUUUGCUGCCGCCGUUCGUAGUUGUAAGCCACCCGAGGUCUACAAGGGAAAGGGUAUAAUGUAUGUCGACGAAGUUAUUAAGAAGAAGCAAGGAAAGAAGUCUAAGUGACUGGAUAUCUCAAACCUUAUGCUGGAAAUUGGUAAUCUUUUCCAUUUGCUUUCUGGUUGUAAUCAAAAGAUUGUAGUGGCUUGGGAUUCUCUUUCAAACUAUCCUCAUUUAGGUUUCUUUGUCUGUACUUUUGCGGCUUUCCUGAUUUUGCACUUUGGAUGUCCGGUUUCACCUACUGCUAAACCACAGCGGAGAUGAAUUAAACCUCACGGCACGCUAAAUUUAGAUGUUUCUGAUGAUUUA